AUGGCAGAAGCUUCUGUUCCUCAAGAUCUUUCGUCUUAUGAGUACGAACCUUCCUGUCCUUUGCCCAGUGGAAGAGAAGCCAGGGACCACGUUAUAAGCAAAGGACCUUGCCAGCCAAGAGAUAUAAAUUUUCCUUUGGAUAACCGGAAUCGUAAGUUUCUAGUAUCGUGGUAUGAGAAAUUUCCUUGGUUAGAGUAUUCUGUCUCGUUGGAUAAAGCUUUUUGUUUCGUCUGCAGAGUGUUCAACGCACAGGUGAGUUAAUUGUGUGAUUUGCGCUUUAAUUAUUUUCCUAAGUUAGUCCUAACCUUGUUAAGUUGUUUACACUUAAUGCGUACCGUUUAAUUUGCAAUUAUACAUGGACCAUGGCCCUGGUAGUGUUUAAUUAUAUAUCAAAAUGCGAUGUGUAAUACUCAAUACUGUUGUUUUAAAUAAUUACUAAUUAUCGCAAAAGUAUGAAAAGUUCCACAAACAAACUAUAAUUCAUCCUCUCUGUAUCGUCAAAUAGUUGAUAUGUAUUAUAAAAAUACAAGAAACGCUUCUUAUAUUAUGACAACGUAAAACAAUGACAUUUGUCUUCUUUGCAUGCAGACGUCGUCAAGGAGUGAACCUACCUUCAUCAAAACUGGUUUUAGUAACUGGAAAAAGAGCGAAGUCUUCGCAAAGCACGAGAAGUCAGAUUGCCACAAGCAUUCACUUCAAGCUCAUCGUCACUGGAAAUCCCAGAAGCCAAUACAUCAUCAAAUAGACGAAGAAAAUGAGAGACAAGAGUCAUAUCGUCAACAAAAUGUACGUAUUGCCAUUUGCCAAAUAUAUAUAACUUUGACAGGCCAUCUGUGCACAACAUUACAGACGAAGUAAGCGUGUGAAAACGCCAGUUUUGCAUAAAAAUGUCGGUGAUAUGGUGGUAAUCCUGGUAAUACGUUUAUUCCUAAGAAACAAUUGAGUGACGCGUAUAAAGUUAACACAGUUAGGAUUUUUUUAAAAUUGUAUCCUUUUAUUUUCAGGUAAAAAAGAACCGAACUGUAAUUGGUAAGAUCAUUGAUGUUGUUCGACUUCUUGGAAAACUGAAUUUACCAUUUAGGGGACACCGCGAGGAUAAGAAUUCUUUAAACAAAGGGGUGUUUAAAGAAUUUCUUGAACAUAUAGCAAAGUCUGAUUCUCUUAUUGAAGAUCAUUUACGAAAUUCUGCAGGUAACUAUAUCAUUCACUGGUUCAGUAACGUUAAGGUUACUACGAAUAUUCGGUGGAAUAUAGGGAUAUAUGAAACUGCAUGAUAAUAGAAUGGAAUAAGGAAUAAUAAAGAUAAACUGAAGUCGUAAUUAUGAUAAUUCUGUAAUUAUUUCUUUUUAUUGAUUUCAGAAAACGCUAAAUACACUAGCCCUGAGAUCCAAAAUCAGUUGAUCAAGGUGGUUGGUUCAGCUAUAUUAGACGAAAUCAUACGUCGUGUCAAAGGAGCCGAGAUGUAUGCAAUCAUUGCAGAUGAGACACCAGAUCUUAGUAAAACGGAACAGUUAACUGUACUUGUUCGCUAUGUCUGGAAUGGAGUGAUAGAAGAACGUCUUUUAGCUGUAGAACCUAUGGAAGAAACCACAGCUGAAGCGCUUUUCCAUACCAUCCGAGAGAAAUUACAACAGUGUGGGAUAGAAUUUUCAAACAUGCGUGGACAAUGUUAUGAUGGUGCAAGUAACGUGUCUGGAAUCCAUACCGGACUGCAAGCACGCAUCAAAGAGAUUUCCCCGUCAGCAAUUUACACACAUUGCUAUGCUCAUGUUUUAAAUCUGGUCAUCGUGGACACAAUGAGUAACAAUAGUUAGCAAGAGAUUUCUUUGGAACGUUGCAAAAUCUAUACGUGUUCAUCGAAACUUGCACAAAACGACAUGCUGUGUACUUGAAACACCAGAGAAAGUUGAAUGCGUCAGAUGAUGAAGGAAAAAAGAAGCGUGAGUACGUUCUGAAGAAAUUGUCUGAUACAAGAUGGGCAUGUCGGGCGGACAGCAUCACCGCAAUUUACCACACACUCGAGGCUGCCAUCGCGACUCUAAAAGAGAUCAGAGAAAAUGAAAAGAAGGCUCACAUUGCAGCAGAAGCAAAGGGGUUGUUUCAGAACGUCUGUGAUUUUGAAUUUGUUUUGGCUUUGGAGGUACUGUUUUGAUGACAAAUGUACCGUGAUUUAUAUUUCAUUCAUUUUUAUUUUUAAUGAAAAUUUAAUAAUGUGAGUUGAUCAUUUUUAUUAAGGUGCUGAAGAAAGUCCUGCUACUCAGUAAGGGAGUGUCAGAUAAGCUGCAGUCAGAGGACUUGGAU
Molecule: messenger RNA, 2301 nt
Organism: Paramuricea clavata
Lineage: Eukaryota; Metazoa; Cnidaria; Anthozoa; Malacalcyonacea; Plexauridae
Source: the annotation of a GenBank genome assembly